ACACCUAUUUUCAGGGGUUAUACAAGCAGUUUCCAAAACAAAUCCAAGUCUUGGGCAGUUUUAACAAAUUCGUGAUGUGGACCACCAAGCACUUUCCCUCAUUACUAAUCAAUUCAUGUCUCAUUCGAGAACAACGACAGUUCCACGCAGUUGUUUGUUAUCAUGCUAAAUUCCUUGACGUGAGGCAGAAAAAAUACGACAAAUAUUUCAAGGUAUUGGGCAUUCAAACUGAUAGCACUCAAGAGCUGGUUCGGCAAAGAUAUAUUCAACUCGUAAAACAGUUCCAUCCAGACACUGGAAAAGAUGCGUGCAUGGAAAAGUUUUUAGAGGUGGAUCAGGCCUACAAGCAGCUACAAAUUAAGUUUAUGGAAGAUCAAGGCGAGGACAAAAGUUACCUGAGUGAAUGGGAUACUUUUACUCACGAACACUCCGAGGACAAAGAAGAGGAAAAGCCUUACGACCAUCCCGACAUUAGGCAUACUGCUCCUCAACACAGACAAUAUCUAGAUAAUGAAGGGUUUGGUUUUGGCACUCCCGGGCAAAGGCAACGCCAAUAUCAGAAGAUCAGGGCCAUGAAGGCCGCCGAUUCAGUGCUUCAACAUCGAGUGGACAAGCUCAGCUCCAAAUACGAGACCGCAUUGGCCACUCAAGAGAGGGCUCAGACCAAGAAACACAUGACUCAGAAUGCCAUGGAACGCCUGGUGGAAGAUCUGAUCACAGAGUCCAUGUCAAAGGGUGAAUUUGAUAAUCUCCAGGGAAGUGGAAAGCCCCUCAGACAUAGGCUCGAUUUUAACCCUUACAUGGAUUUCACUGCCCACAAAAUGAAUGAAAUAUUAGUCGAGGGCGGGUUUGCACCGGAAUGGAUUAUGCUGAAGAAAGACAUAGCAUUAGAAAAAACCAAUAUACAAGAGCUUCUGACCAAGAAACGGUCAAUGCUUGGUCGAUAUCCCCUUUGUGAUGAAGAACAGCGACAAUGGGACGAAAUCUGCAUGAGGAUAAAAAACGAUGAAGUGAAGCAACUGAAUAAUAAUAUAAAUAGGUACAAUCUAAUUGUACCAAUGCUCAACGGCCAAAUGUUUCAUCUGAAUUUUGAGGCCGAGGCUCAAAGGAUAUUGCAAACUUGCAUGUGCUUAGAGGAUGUUCGGAAGUUGGCCGAUGAGCAAAGAAAAGUCGACUUGGGAGACACGACGCCAGUGACAAGUGAACCUUUCUUUCAAAAGCUAAUAAGGCUAUUAAGCUCUUAUAGGAAAAACCUACACCGUUCUUCUUGACAUACCGUAUGGAUACCAUUUUGAUCGGAUAUCAUGAUAUUAAACAAAGCUCUCGUUCUCACGCAA
Molecule: messenger RNA, 1337 nt
Organism: Tigriopus californicus
Lineage: Eukaryota; Metazoa; Arthropoda; Copepoda; Harpacticoida; Harpacticidae
Product: dnaJ homolog subfamily C member 28-like
Exons: 3
Coding region: 75-1271 (398 amino acids)
Source: RefSeq, a predicted model, not a curated record